Gopherus flavomarginatus (Mexican gopher tortoise) is the source of this 2110-nucleotide messenger RNA. RefSeq names its product E3 ubiquitin-protein ligase TRIM33 (gene RNF229). Gene Ontology annotation, molecular function: ubiquitin protein ligase activity. The transcript has a single exon. Gene Ontology annotation, cellular component: endoplasmic reticulum membrane. Bases 1 to 1053 code for a protein of 350 amino acids. NCBI's taxonomy places the organism in Eukaryota, Metazoa, Chordata, Testudines, Testudinidae. The record is from RefSeq and is a predicted model, not a curated record. Gene Ontology annotation, biological process: intrinsic apoptotic signaling pathway in response to endoplasmic reticulum stress; protein autoubiquitination; protein K63-linked ubiquitination.
AUGGCAGCCGCUGUCCUGCGAGCAGAGCCGCCCCCCGCCCCGGCGCCCCUCGGCGGGUCCGGCCCCGCGCCCGGGGAACUGGGCCAGCUGCCGCCUCCGAGGAGCCUGGCCGCGGCGGCCGCGGACCGGGAGCCGGCCCGGCAGGAGGGCGAGGCGGAGAGCCCCGGGGAGAGCGAGCCGGAGGCCUGGGGAGGCGAAGGAGGCGCCCGGCCGGGGGCCAGCGGGGCCCCGGAUCUGGGGGGCGAGGAGGGAGCGUGGGAGCCUCUCCUGGAUCAGCGCAAAGCGCCAGCUGCCUGCGGCCCCCCCAGCGCGCCUCUGGGCGGGGGGCACCUCUGCCCGGCGCCAGCCCCGCUCAGCCUGGUGCCGGCGGCUGGCAGCAGCCAUGGGGCUCCCCAGGGGCUGCCCAGCCUGGAAAGGACACUCAGCCGGAGCCUGAGCCCCCCCAGCGCCGGGGCAGGAGAUCAGGCCCUGGGCAGCGCGGCUGAGACCUGCUGCGCCCCGGGGGAAGCUGGCAGCACAGAGGAGGAGUGCCCCAUCUGCACGGAGCCCUACGACAGCGGGCGGCACACGCCGGCCCUGCUCAACUGCAACCACGUGCUGUGCAGCGACUGCCUGCGCGCCAUCAUGGACCGGGCCGGCGCCGCCGACAUCGGCCGCGUGCGCUGCCCCAUCUGCCGCCAGAAGACCCCCAUGCUGGAGUGGGAGAUCUGCAAGCUCCAGGAGGAGCUGCUGCUGCUGCACACCCAGCCUGCCCCAGCCUCCCCACUGGCGCUGCCCAUGCCGCCCCCGCUGCCGCCCCGGAGGCCGGGGCUCUGCGGGGCGCUGGAGCACCACUUCCAGGUGCGCUUCCACACCAGCCGCAUGUUCGGCUGCCUGCCCUGCGUGCGCUACCCCCUGUGCCUGGUCAGCGGCCUGGGCAGCCUGCAGCACCGCUGCCGCUGCUGCUACCUGCUUUCGCUGGCCGCCCUGCUGGCCGCAGAGACGCUCAGCCUGCUGCUCAUCUUCCUGCCCAUCGUGCUGCUUGUGCUGCUCUUCCUCAUCCUGGAAAAAUAGCUCCGAGAGCUGCACCCCAGGGCCCGGAGGCCUCUCCAGCCAGGCCAGAGUGUGGGCAGUGAUCAAUGGAGGGGAGGGGAUUGGAGGCAGGGGUCCUGGGCAAGGCCAGGCAGGGUGUUCCUACCCCCCUCAGGAGGGCUAAGCCGCAGGUGUUGGGCUGCAGUGUUCAGCCUAGGGAGAACCCUGGCACCCUGGCCAGCAUCCCCACUCUCAGUGAGGCCAACUCUGCAGGCCUGGAGAGACACAGCUGGGCCGCAGCGAAGCCCUUUCCAGCUGGGUUGGGCUUCUGUCCCAGCAGUUGGUAAGAAUAUAAGAAUGGCCAUACUGGGUCAGACCAAGGGUCCAUCUAGCCCAGCAUCCUGUCAUCUGAGAGUGGCCAGUGCCAGGCGCCCUGGAGAGAAUGAACAGAACAGCUAAUCAUCAAGUGAUCCAUCCCCUGUCGCCCAUUCCCAGCUUCUGGCAAACAGAGGCUAGGGACACCCUCCCUGCCCAUCCUGGCUAAUAACCAUUGAUGGACCUGUUCUCCAUGAACUUAUCCAGUUCUUUUUUGAACCCUGUUAUGGUCUUGGCCUUCACAACAUCCUCUGGCGAGGAGUUCCGCCCGCUGACUGUGCAUUGGGUGAAGAGAUUCUGCCUUUUGUUUGUUUCAAAUAAAAGGAAGCAGAGCACCAGCAGGCCCCCCCCCCCGGGCACCCCAUGCCAGUGCCUGUGCACAGGGAGAGAGGCAGGGGUUCUCUGCUCACAGAAGGGCCCAGACGUGAGCUAAACGCAGGAGGUGCUGAGCUCUGACAAAUCUAGAGCAGAAAUGGAGGCCAUGGGUCCAGCCAGUCCCAAAGGAGAGUUUAAACUGUGCCCCAGGGCAAACAGUACCACACUCCUGCAGCCUGCCCACAUCAGUCGGUGUCACUGGAGCAGAGGUGGAGCAGAAGCACUGAGCACAGGGCAGCUGGGCUGGCCAGGCCAGGGGUGGUUCGUGUCUGGUUCCCUCUCUUGUUCAGUCGAAAGAUUCUGUUUCCUCCAAUUCAGACUGUGAAAAUACAAACAAUUGACUUGAGAA